Messenger RNA from Lactuca saligna, 831 nucleotides. The record is from the annotation of a GenBank genome assembly. Lineage: Eukaryota; Viridiplantae; Streptophyta; Magnoliopsida; Asterales; Asteraceae.
AUGGGUCCUAAAACAUAUAUAGGUUAUGGAGUUUCUGAAGAAUUAGGACAUGGAGACUCUGUAACUAAACUUCAGUGUUGGUAUCAGCGUUGCUACAUCUUUUUGCUGGUGCAACAAGUAGCCAUUAUUGACCUUUAUAGAAGCAUGCUUCCGUACCCUAACAUGACAGAGGAAAUGUUUGUUGAGUGUUUCCCUGUUUGCCAAGGCAACAACAACUCUAUAAAUUGCUUGCGAAAUGUCAAAGAGAAGAUUGAUUUCAAACGUAAUGAUGAUCAGAAAGUUCAAUAUUCUAUUUACAUCCUACAUGUGCUUUUUCCGUUCUUGAAGCAUGUAAAUGAGCAGCACAUGAAAGAGAUAGCAAUAGAGUCUAGAAUUCAAGGAUCUUCUAUAUCGGAGGUACAGUUGAAGAAGGUAGAGUGCAACUUGGAUAAGCAAAUUCACUGUGACUGUUGUAAAACAUCAAUUUUUGACUUGCAUAGAAGCUGCCCUUCUUGUCAUUAUAACCUUUGCCUUCAAUGUUGCUGGGAAUUGCAAGAUGGCAACCCUCAAGGAAACAAAGAAGAAGUUAUCAUUGAACCUAAAGAUCCAGGGCCUGAGUACUUACAUGGCAACCCUAAGGGAUUCAGGAAAGCAUGGAAAAAGACAUGUGAUGUUGAGAAGGCUGAUGAAGAUCCUGCACCAAAGGAAAAGCAAACUCAUGACUGGAAUUCUUUGGUUGAUGGCAUAAUUCUUUUCCCUCCAAAAAGCAUGGGUGGUUGUGGUCGUGGGAUUCUAGAGUUGAUGCACAUAAAGUCACUUGACAGUGUUUCAAAAUUGCUAGAGAAAGCAUAA